CUCCCAGAGGACACGGCGGCGGCGGCACCGGCACCCGCUUGGAGGGAGGAGGAGGAGCGGGAAGAGGGCGAGUGAUCUAUCCAGGGAAGGAAGAUGGUGGAGCAAGCGGCGUGGUUCCCUCGUCAGGCAGCGACCGGCCCCGUCAACCCGCAGCAGCGCAGAGAUUCCUCCGGGCCCCGAGCCGCCUCCUGAUAACCGCCCGCCCGGCCAUGCCCCGCUCACGCCGGGGCGACGGAGCCCGCCGGGGCGGCCGAGGAGCCCACCGGAUUGCAAAGAUGGAGUCUCAGGCCAGUGAUGAUGAUGCAGCCAGUGAAGUGCUGAGUCACUACAGCAGUGCCAGUGAGACGACCAGUGUGACUGAAGAAGUGACAGGAGGUGAAGCAGUGGAUGAGCCGCAGCAAGAGGAGGUGGAAGAUAAACUGAAGGAGUGCAUUGACAAUGUGAUGGACAAGAGUGCCAAGACACGGCAGGUUGCUCUGGAGAGCCUGCGGCUGGCCUUCUCCUCCAAGACGCUCUUUGACUUCCUGUUGGAACGCAGGCUCACCGUCACAGACUCCUUAGAGAAGUGCCUGAAGAAAGGUAAAGGGGAGGAGCAGUCCCUUGCUGCUACUGUCCUUACACUACUGUGCCUUCAGAUGGGCUCGGGGCCCGAGGGGGAGGAGGUGUUCCGCAGCCUGAAGCCCCUCCUCACCACCAUCAUCACAGACUCCUCGGCCAGCCCAGUUGCUCGGCAAAGUUGUGCCACUGCUCUUGGGAUGUGCUGCUACAUCGCUGCUGCAGACAUGGAGGACUUGGUUUCCUGUCUUGCCUGCCUAGAAGGCAUCUUUGGCAGUUCCUGCAGCAAGGAUGCCAGCUUGGUGCCCUCUCAUCACAGUCCUGUGCUCCAGACCUUGCAUUGCAAUGCACUCCAGGCAUGGUCGCUGCUCCUCACCAUCUGCCCAAGCACCCAGAUCAAGAAGAUCCUGGACAAUCACUUACCCAAGUUGCCUCUGAUGCUGUCCAGUGAUAACGUCAACCUUCGGAUUGUGGCAGGUGAAACGAUUGCACUGCUCUUUGAACUGGCUCGAGACAUGGAGGAGGAUUUCUUUUAUGAAGACACUGACCUGCUCUGCACAAAACUGAAAGCCCUGGCCACAGACAGCAACAAGUACAGAGCCAAGACUGACCGGCGCAAGCAGCGCUCCAUCUUCCGCGAUGUGCUGCAUUUCAUUGAGAAUGGGGAGUGCCAUGAGGAGACUAUCAAGUUUGGACUGGAGUGUAUGUAUGUGGACAGCUGGGCAAGGAGGAGAACAUACAAUGCCUUCAAAGAGGCUCUUGGCUCUGUCAGGCACCACCUUCAGAACAACGAGCUCCUGCGUGAGAUAUUUGAGCUGGGGCCCCCGCUAGUGCUGGAUGCUGCGGCUAUUAAAGCCAGCAAGAUAUCGCGCUUUGAGAAGCACCUGUACAACUCGGCUGCUUUCAAGGCCCGGACGAAAGCAAGGAGCCGUGUUCGAGAUAAGCGAGCCGAUGUCCUUUGAGGGAGGCUUGUCUCCUGCUCUUGCUGCUGCUGCCGCCUUCCAUACAAGCCAAUGCGCUACAGACCUGGAACACUGUGAACCUUGUGGGUGGAGGGAGAGCCUGUGGCAAAGGAGCCCUGUUGCCUUCGCUCUUUACGAAAGCUGGGCUUGUGCCAUGCCCCCCUCUGCUCCCCCACCAUUGUCUGGGGCUUUUAUAGAUGUACAGAAUAAUAUUUAAAUGUCUCGAAUGUUUGAAUUGUGGCGGGGUGGCAAUGGGCAGGUGCCAUUUUUAUUUUUUUAACCAAAAAAAUCUAAGCGAGGUUGGGUAGUAGGGAGGCUUAUUUUUUCUCCCCACUGCUUUUUUAAGCCAGUGAUCCUUU
This is a messenger RNA of Lacerta agilis (Sand lizard), 1876 nucleotides long. RefSeq names its product interferon related developmental regulator 2 (gene IFRD2). Lineage: Eukaryota; Metazoa; Chordata; Lepidosauria; Squamata; Lacertidae. The record is from RefSeq and is a predicted model, not a curated record.